Messenger RNA from Carcharodon carcharias (great white shark), 2313 nucleotides. Its product is annotated as histone-binding protein RBBP4. Gene Ontology annotation, molecular function: histone binding. NCBI's taxonomy places the organism in Eukaryota, Metazoa, Chordata, Chondrichthyes, Lamniformes, Lamnidae. Gene Ontology annotation, cellular component: ESC/E(Z) complex; NuRD complex; nucleus. The coding region runs from base 109 to 1527 and encodes 472 amino acids. Gene Ontology annotation, biological process: regulation of gene expression. The transcript has 13 exons. The record is from RefSeq and is a predicted model, not a curated record.
CGGGGGUUGACAAAGGCGGGAGGAGGAGGAGGAGGAGAGGAGGCGGCGGCGGGGAGUGGAGUCUCGGUCACCGGAGCAACAGGAAGCCGAACCCCCUGAGCCGCAACCAUGACGGAUAAAGAAGCAUCAGAUGCCCAUUAUGAUGUUACACCUGUGACGUCACACACCCACUGUUCUUCAUUACUGACGGCCGCCUCACCUGUGCAGUCCACUCAUCUCGACACGACGCCAGCCAUUUGUCAUGAAUGGAAACGAGGAAAAAAAACAGCCUUUGAUGAUGCUGUGGAAGAACGUGUCAUUAAUGAAGAAUACAAGAUCUGGAAGAAAAAUACUCCCUUCUUGUAUGACCUGGUUAUGACUCAUGCUCUGGAAUGGCCAAGUCUGACUGCCCAGUGGUUACCUGAUGUUUCUAGACCCGAGGGGAAGGACUACAGUGUUCACAGGCUGGUGCUGGGAACCCAUACAUCUGAUGAGCAAAACCAUCUGGUCAUAGCCAGUGUUCAACUACCAAAUGAUGAUGCACAGUUUGAUGCUUCACAUUAUGACAGUGAGAAGGGAGAAUUUGGUGGAUUUGGUUCUGUUAGUGGAAAAAUAGAGAUUGAAAUAAAAAUAAACCAUGAAGGGGAAGUAAAUCGUGCCCGCUAUAUGCCUCAGAAUCCUUGUAUUAUUGCUACAAAGACGCCCUCCAGUGAUGUGUUGGUUUUUGAUUAUACCAAACAUCCGUCCAAACCAGAUCCCUCCGGUGAAUGCAAUCCAGAUCUUCGGUUACGUGGGCACCAGAAGGAAGGCUAUGGGCUCUCAUGGAAUCCCAAUCUCAGUGGCCAUCUACUUAGUGCUUCAGAUGAUCAUACCAUCUGCUUAUGGGAUAUCAGUGCUGUACCUAAAGAAGGCAAAGUAGUUGAUGCAAAAACUAUCUUUACUGGUCAUACAGCAGUAGUGGAAGAUGUGUCAUGGCACUUACUGCAUGAGUCUCUGUUUGGUUCGGUGGCAGAUGAUCAGAAACUAAUGAUCUGGGAUACCAGAUCUAACAACACAUCUAAGCCAAGCCAUUCCGUUGAUGCGCACACAGCAGAAGUGAACUGUCUUUCCUUCAAUCCUUAUAGUGAAUUUAUCUUGGCAACUGGUUCUGCUGAUAAGACUGUGGCAUUGUGGGAUUUAAGAAACCUGAAACUGAAGUUGCAUUCCUUUGAAUCACACAAGGAUGAGAUCUUCCAGGUUCAAUGGUCUCCUCAUAAUGAAACAAUCCUGGCAUCAAGUGGAACAGAUCGCAGACUGAAUGUAUGGGAUUUGAGCAAAAUUGGAGAGGAACAGUCACCUGAAGAUGCAGAGGAUGGUCCUCCAGAGCUGUUGUUUAUUCAUGGUGGUCACACAGCUAAGAUUUCAGAUUUUUCUUGGAACCCAAAUGAACCAUGGGUAAUUUGUUCUGUAUCUGAAGACAAUAUCAUGCAAGUGUGGCAGAUGGCUGAAAAUAUUUACAAUGAUGAAGAUCCUGAGGGAGCUCCUGAUCCAGAAGGUCAAGGCUCAUAGUCGGUUCUAGUUUUCAAUUGUACUUUUUCUACACAGACAUGAAAUUCUGCUAAUGCUGUUUUGGGAGAGCUGGUUGGUGUGUAACCACCACCUCCAACUCCAGGAGUUUGGAUAAAAUGUAUGUCCUCCAGUAAGGACUUAAAAAUUUUUAUGAUUGCCUGUACCCCACAAACCCUUUGCCCCAUUAUGUGCCCAUCACGGUAAUGUGCUGACAUGUCUACAUUUCUACAAAAGCAAAAUACUCCGGAUGCUGGAAAUCUGAAAUAAAAACAAAGUGCUGAAAAUGAUCAGCAGGACAAGCAGCAUCUGGACAGAAAAGAGUUAAUAUUUCAGGUCUCUCUGUGACAUUCAUCAGCAUGGUUCUGAUCAUUUCUCACAGACCUGAAGCAUUAACUAUGUUUUUCACUCCACAGGUGCUGCUUGACAUGCUGAGUAUUUUGAGCAUUUUCUGUUUUUUGCCUGCAUUUCUAUUUUGCUAAUAGGAAGUAAAGCAGCUUGUUGUCCUGUUGUGUACCAUACAUAUUUAAAGGCUUACCCCCUGACUAUCUGGAUGCUGCAGUCUGUUGUGCUCACUGUUUAUUUUGAGAUACAAGUCAGUUAAACCAAUUGAAUAUUCUCUAUGAGAGGGUCUUACUAAAUAAAAAAGUGCAUCAGUCCCAAUAAAAUAGAUGUUUUUCUACAUAAAAUGUUAAAUGUGGAUUUCUUUAUCUGUCUUUUAUUAAAUUGCUUUGAUGUAGUGGUUCAUCAUAAAUAAAGUUACUGCGGUAAAAUGGGAUUUGAACUUUA